Messenger RNA from Schistosoma haematobium, 2593 nucleotides. It is a transcript of the gene FER1, whose product is annotated as Dysferlin. The transcript has 6 exons. Gene Ontology annotation, cellular component: cytoplasm. Lineage: Eukaryota; Metazoa; Platyhelminthes; Trematoda; Strigeidida; Schistosomatidae. The record is from RefSeq and is a predicted model, not a curated record. Gene Ontology annotation, molecular function: ferrous iron binding; ferric iron binding. The coding region runs from base 222 to 803 and encodes 193 amino acids. Gene Ontology annotation, biological process: iron ion transport; intracellular iron ion homeostasis.
AAAAAAUUUAAAAUAUUUGAUCAAUAUAUAUUGUAAGGAAAGUUAAUAAUUAUUCAUACUGACGACAUAGUAUCACUUGUGGUAAACGAUAGAAGGACUCCAUUUACACGUAAAACAAUAAUUUAAUAUUUAGAUUUAACUUUACAACUAGUUGACAUUAACUACAUUUGUCUAAGCAAUUGUUCGAAGAAAUUUCAUUUAAUAUACAUCAUUCAAUUCGUAUGAAGAUCAUGAUGUGGAUGAUAGUAUUUAUUACUUGGAUUCUUGCUGUGUAUGCCCCAAUUCAAAUUCGCGGUGAAGUUGAAGACCCGACUGCUUUAGAUGACCAAGUGGAAAAUGGAUUAAAUGAUCAAAUUCUAACUGAGUAUGAGGCUUUUUAUAUUUAUGACCAUAUCGCGUCUUAUCUAUCUAGACCAGAGGUUGGAUUGUCAGGUUUCGCAAAAUUUUUCCGUGAAAGUGCAAACGAAGAAUUGGAGCAUGCACGUAAAUUCAGUGAAUUCGUCAAUAAACGAAACUCAAAGGUUGUCCUGAAAAAUAUUUUACUUGCAUCUUCAGGCGUACCAAUGGAUUUUAAAAAUAUUCAUGAAGUAAUUGAUACAGCAAUUAGAAAAGAACUUCAAGUCACUGCACAUAUCAAUGAACUGCAUAAAUUAGCAUCGCAAAUGAAUGAUGCGAUUACACAAGAUUUUUUGGACGAUUUUCUACAAGAACAGGUGAAUUCUGUUAGUAAACUAAGAGAAAUGCGUGCUCGACUACAUUUGGAUAAUAGUGCUGUUUACCUGAUGGAUAAAGAAUUUCGUUGAACUGGUAAUCUGUUUGCAGCAAUAAGAAUUUCUUUCUUUUAUUCUUCUUUAAAAUCUAUUGUUUAAAAAUGAUAAUGAUUUUCUGCAAUUAUAUGUAAAUUGUAGACGAGUAUCAUCCUUUUUUGUAUAAAAAAGGUUACACUGAUUUUACAUGUGCUUGAUCUGUCUUUUUAUUUGGAUGUGUUGAUAAGAUAUUAUCUUAAGUGAUUUGUUAAUCUGAUUUCCUUCAUAAUCUUAAACAUUUAAAUUCAAAUAGUAAUGAUAAAAAGUUGAUAUUUAUUUGACUAGUUUUAAAAAGAUGAUGAAUACGGUAUAAUAUUUGAUGUAUUCUUAAAGGUAAGGAAGAAAUCUGUAAGUAAUCGAUCUUAAGUAUUUGUCAGUGAGAUGAUAUUAUGAUCAUUAAAGAAGAUCGGUAAAGAUAAUAUGAUUUUAAUUGUUAGGAGUUAAUUGGAAUAAAACUAUAGAGCUCUAUACUAGGACAACACAAUUGUUUGGUGGAUCCUGGUUUUAAAUAGCAGUUUAGCUACAGCUAUUUAACAACUUAAAUUGCAAACACUGUAAAUUUAGGAUAGUUUUUUCCAGUAGUAUGUACAUGGAGAAAACUACAAACAAUAAGACAUUGCAAAUAACUCUUAGACAGAUUAACUGAAUUCUAAAACUACUCGUAAUGUUGAAAAUUACCACCUUCAAUUUGUAAACUUGAAAAGUAGAUAUAGAAAUUUGACAUUCACUUCUGACAUGAGCCGUAUUUUAGCACCCCAAGGAAACAGUGAAUACGUUCAUCACCCGUUUAUCCAUGGAGACGAUGGAUUCGGAGUCUUGUCUCACUAGUUGCUUCACUAAUGCAUUGGAUCUUAAUGAAUAGUUGUACUCAUGCUGUCAAUCUAAAAGUCUGAUAUGUUUACUAAAUAGAUUUUCGUUGGACUCAAAAAGUAGAUAAUUUUUUAGUGGUAUUUGUUCAACGUGCUUGAGUAAUUACUUGGGGUGCCAAUGUACUACUUAAUACUUACCCAAGUAGCUUAAAUAGACUUCUCAUUGUUACGGUAGAUUUCAUCACAUACUAAUGUUCGAAGAUAGAAAUAUUUGACAGUAUUUCAUUUCAGUCAGUCCGUACUUAACUAUAAACGCCCAUACAGAAUAUUUACUAUCUCCGCUUUUGUUCAAUUUCAUCGUGGACCUAUUAAAUUUUCUGGAAUCCACCGCCUUCCAGGCGGUCCACUUAUUGACUUAGAAUGCACACAUGAAAUACAGUCUUUUGGUAGCACUGAACAGCAAUGCCAGGAUGUUUGAGAUGCGUUUCUCCCCCUUCUAGAUGUAAACAGUCGCUUCAGAAGUGGUCUGCGUCAACGCCUGAAAUAAGGAUAGGAAGUGAAGUAGUAGAACGCGUCAACAACUUCACUUGAAAGUCUGAUCAGUAGUAAUGGGUUGGUGUCUGAUGAAAUCUCUGCACGCACUCAAAAAGCUCAUUUGGCUUUUGAAAAGCUACGUCACCUAUAGCGAAGGUGAGAUAUCCGUCUAUCAAUUAAAAGGCAGCAAUCCUUUCUGUUUUACUUUACAACUGCGAAACGUGGCUAGUAGGAGUAGAGGAUACUAGUAUUUGAUCACAAAUGUCUUAGAAAUAUUGCUCGCACCUGUUGGGAUCACCGGGUACGUAAUAUUGAAGUUAGACGCAGGGUGUUAGGGAAUGACGGUAAAUCAGUUAAUGAGGUUGUGAAUCUUCACCGACUGAGAUGGUUGGGCCACGUGUUACGUAUGCUUAAACACCGACUACCACGACGCGAAAUGCUGAC